AUGGAAAUUAAAUUAUAAGUGGAUAAUCUUCUUAAACCCAUUAAAGAAAUAAUUUAGAAUAUUGAUCAAGUUAACAGUUAAAUCUUACAAUCACACACUCAAUAGUUUGCGUUGUCCAUACUUGAGUUUGUUUUUUUAGGUAAUUGCUGUCCUUGCACUCUAACGCCUGUUGAAUAUAAAACCAUAUUAAUCCAAUAUGUUCAGCAAUUACGAAAACACUAUCAGAACAAUAAAGAAUCGACAGUUUGCCAAGUAUAUCAGUUAAAUAAUAAGAGAUUGUAAGCAAACUUCUAAAGCAGCGAUAAGAACAUGGAGAUCGUGAAUAAGAAGGGUUCAUGAAUUCAGAUGAAGAAGAGACACGUUUAGUUCAACAAAUAUCAUUUUAGUAAAAUAUCCAAGAUUAUUCCAACGAUGCAGAUUUGGAUAAGCACAAAGUAGUGUUGCAAUAGAAGGAUUACGAAAUUGCGACUCUCAAGGCCAGACUAUAGUUAAAAGAGCAGAAACUCUUGGAUUUAGCCAGUGGUUAUCUUAAAGACUUAUAAAAUAUGAGAGAACAAAUGUAUAAAAAGUCAGAUGACUUCGAUUACUACGAGGUUUCUUACUUUGAUGUCACAGACAUUGAGGAUCCUCGCUACAGAGAUUUGGUGAAUAACAAGAUAGCCAAUCUAAAGAGUCAAUAUGAAACCAAGACAAGGGAAAUGUAUAGAACAUCUAAUUGUUAGAUAUUUAUUCGUUUAAAAAUAAAAGAAUGAGGUUUAGAAUCUGAGGCAGACAGUGGGUAACUUUGAACAAAAGAUGAAACUGAUGGAGAAUGUAGAGUAUUUGAUGAAUCGUGUAUUUGCAUUGGAAUAAGAUCCUUAUAAGAUAUGGAGAUACAUUCAGGACAUCAAAGGAAAUGAUUUCUUUCAUGAUGUCUUUGAAAAAUAAAAGCCAGCAUCAGGAAUCCGAUAUAGAGAAGUGAAUAAACUAUUGAUGGUAACGAAAGCUUACGAUAGAGAAUUAGAAUACUUUAAAAAGGGAAUUGAAGAUCAAAUGUAUAUCUAUUUGGAGAGAGCCUGUGGAAUAAUUAAUCUCUAAAACUAGGAUCUAUUGGAUGAAAUUGAGGAAUUGAAAAAAGAGGCUGAAAGAUUUAAUUAAUUUGAAGGCAGAGUGAAUCAAUAAAUUAUGCAAUCAUUUGAAUAAUUUAAAAAAUAAUGUAUUUUGAUCUUUAAAUUAAAUAGUGAAAUAACAUCAAUUGGAAUACAUGGAGGUAAAAUCUAAAGAAUUGUAGUAAUUACAGAAAAUUCAACUCAAGUAUGCUACAAGGUUGUGGUAUAUUGUGAGUCAAAUUAAGAAAGGCAGAGAUAUAAAAGAGUUGAUAUUAUAUGCAUAGUAAAGCAAAAAGUUAAUAAAUUAGUUAGAAUGAUUACGAAAAAUUGACAUCAUAACAAUUCUUGGAGGUUGAAAAUAAUUAUCUCAAAAGUAUCAUCGCUAUUAAAACAAGGUAGGAAGAGAUCGUUGAAUUGAAUAAUAAAUUAGAACAGAUGUAAUUAUCAAAUGACGAAUUUAAGAGCGAAAAUUCUUAAAUGAAAGUUAUCAUUCAAGAUCUUAAAGCCAAAAUCAAAAAUCAUUAGAAAUGUUUGCAAUAAACAAUUAAACACAUAGAUUCUAAGAUCAAUCCAGAAUUACUCAAUCUAGAUGACAAUAACAGAGAAACUACUAUUAGUUUUAAAGAUAAACUUAAACAACUAAGACAAUAACAUAAUGGCUUAAAAUUUAUCUAGGAAGUGAACGAGUAAUAUCAAAAGAAUAAUUUGGCAUUAGACUUUUUAAGUACUUCCUAUGAAAACAAAGCAACCUAAACUAUGAUUGCUAAUGUAAGUAAAAGUUUGGCAGAAGCGAUUGAAAUACAUGAGACGUAAAGCAAUAAAGAAAAUACUCAUGAAGAUUUGCGAUGUAUCAAAAAGGAAAGUCAUGAUGUAGAAUGCUAAACUGAUUUAAUAGAUGUUGAAGAAUUAAUAAAGCAAAAUGCUGAGUUAAAAUAAUAAAUCAAGAAUUUGUCAUAAGUUAUAGAUGAAAUGGAAGGAGAGGGAGCUCUAUAGCAACAAUAUAAAUUAGGCAAUUAAUAAAAUUAAUCCUUUGAUGUCUACUCAUCUUAAAAAAGUGGAAAUCUUAAAAGAAGAUAUGGCUAAGCUAAUGAAUUCAAAGAUUCAAAUCCAAAUUAUCAAGAUGAUAUAAAAGUAUACAAUGAAAAAAAUAAUGGUUAUACAUUAGGCUAAGCUAAUUAAUUGAUUAUUUUGCAUCAAUAAUAAUCUUUUGAGAGAAUAGCUUAAACUUAGACUCUCUAAGCAUCUAAACACUAAUAAAAAGGUGUUUUUAGUAGAUUGUUUGAGGAUAGUAAGAAGAAAUCAGAAAGAAUUCAAAAAAUUAAAAAGAAUUUAGAACUUUUAGAGUAAGAACAUUGGUAAUAAGUGGCUGAGUUAGUAAAAGAAAAUUAAGAUAUUAUGAAUGCUUUUAAAGACACUAUCUCAAAAAGCAAGCAUUUCUAUCAGAAAUAGCUAAAAAGAAGUCUUGAAAUAGAAUAAAAAUAUUUCCCCUAAAAACACAAUAGAGCAUAAUUUUAUUUUAAGAAAUUUAAGGAUUUUCAUGUGCAUCAAUAAGAACUUAAUGAGAUAUUUUUUGAUCCAAAUUCGAGUGACGAAAAAACCAAUGAAAUAUAGAGAUUGAAUAUCAAAAGUGUUGUAGAUAAUAGGAAAUUGAAUGGAUAAAUAAGAUUUAAUGGACUAAAAAGAGAGGAAUAUUAAUUUUUUUAAUCGCUUGAAAGGAAAAAAUUAUAAAGCAGAACUUUUAGAAGCACUUAAUAAUCUCCAAAAUAGAAGAAGGUUCAGUAUGUUUCAUUUAAUAAACCAUUUAUAGGAAGUUUAACUAGCAAUGAAACGAACGAUUUCAACAACUAAUAAAUUAUUAAAAACUUGUAAAAGGUUUAUGAUUUGGGCUGA
This is a messenger RNA of Paramecium octaurelia, 2978 nucleotides long. Lineage: Eukaryota; Ciliophora; Oligohymenophorea; Peniculida; Parameciidae. The record is from the annotation of a GenBank genome assembly.